Cladocopium goreaui is the source of this 1872-nucleotide messenger RNA. NCBI's taxonomy places the organism in Eukaryota, Dinophyceae, Suessiales, Symbiodiniaceae. The record is from the annotation of a GenBank genome assembly.
AUGACUGUCCGCAGAUCCCAACUUCAAGGAUCUGAGAAGGCCUUGUGUCCUUUUCCUGUGCCUCGAGAUGGAAUCUUUUCUUCCCACAAGAAGGUUGGCUCUAGGCAACGACGAAAGAUUGCUUUUGAUCGUGGUUUUCAUGUGGUCAUCAUGGCGUUGAACUUCUGGCAUGCUGAUUGCAAUUUUGUUCCUUCUCAAGAACUGGCAAAGAUCCCUUCCCCUGCGCAGACUAGAUGUUUGGUCAACAUGAGGAAGUUGCUGAAGGCCUAUGGUAGCUGUGAGGAUGAGGUUUCAGUCCCCAGUAGCGGCCGGAGAUCCACAACCCUGACAUCCCAACUUGCUGACCUUUGCGAGUUUUUGACAUGGCAAGGUGCAUCAGGUGAUUCCUAUAGGUUCUGGGCACUGGGAUCCUUCACCGUGCUUGCGGCUUCUGUGGCAUCGACUGCCGGGGGACAGACACGCAUCUGUCACGAUUUGAAGAAAGCUCGGACAUGUCAGCUCUGCAACUGCUCCUCAUCUGACGAAAGCCCCCUAGACUAUGUGGGGGAGGAGAUCUUCCCCGAGGCCUCUGGCCGGGUGCCUUGGAGAAGCUACGAUAAAGCAAAAGCGCAAGAUGGGGGGAGUCAUAUUCAGCUGUGCUUUCUCUUGCAAAACUUUGGGAUGCAUCAUUCCUGGGGCUUCCCGUGCCCUUCCUACAGCUUGGCUUUGGGAGCCUUGGAGAUCAAGCCUUCAUUCGAGAGGUUUUCAGUUUGCAUCUCAGACUGGAAGGAUUUCUACCACCAAUUCGAAUCUACGCCCCAGAGAACCAAAACCAACAUGUGUUUUCCUCCUCUCUUGGCUUCAGAUUUGGAGGGCACUUCAGCGCUUGCUUCAUGGACUUUCUCAAGAAGCAAGAAAGGUAGACCGAAGUACGACAGGCUGAAGCAUGGUGAUUUUUUGGAUAGAUUUGGCCUUCUUUGCGGAAAGGAAGACUCUUCCCAAGAUCUUUUCCUUCGUGCCUGUUUUGCUAGCCUUCCACAAGGAGAUGCCCUUGGAGUUGAAUUUGCUGUGGAUAGCCAUCAAGCGCUCAUCCAAUCCCACGACAUUAUCAACGAUCAUACAGAGCUGCGUGCAGACAGAGUUUUUCGAGGUUUGCGCGAUGCUGUUGGUCUGGUCAUUGAUGAUUUCUAUGCAGUCCCAGUUGUUUCGACAGAAGCCACUGCCGGUGUGGAGAAGUCCUGGGCGACCCAGAAAAUGGAGAAGGCACAGCAGGUUUACAAAGCUGAGGGCCUCUUAGGUCCUGAGGAGAAGGAUGUCUACGAUGCUGCGUUUGCCAAGGUGACUGGGGCUGAGUUGAACUCUUCAGAUGCAGUUAGGGCGCUUGGUCUUGCUACUCUUGGAUCCCCCUGGAAGAAGAGAUUGUCUUUGUCUUUCUUGUCUCUUACGCUUGCUCAGCUGGGCUGGACCACUGGCAGUCUUCAUCUUUGUCUCCUUGGAGGGUGGGUUCAUAGCUUGCUUAAUCGGCGUCCUAUGAUGAGCAUUCUUUCAGAAAGCUUCCAUUUGGUUGCUUCGUCUGAUGUCAAUCAAGACAAACCAAAGGUCACAAAGCUGCCGCGGAAGGUUGCCCUGGAGUUGGUGCUUUUCGCUGUUUUGUCUCCCUUGAUGGUUUCAGAUCUUUCAGCAGAGCUGUCAUCAACGGUAUACGCUACAGAUGCCUCUGAUGCCGGGGGCUCUUAUGUGUGCACUCAUGUUUGGCAAGAUGUGGCUCGUGCGUUAUGGAGAACUGGGCGGAAGCGGGGGGGCUAUGUCAGGAUGCAGACCAGAGAAGAGGGUAUGAUGAGAAAGCUGGAUUUCAUGGAUGAGCAUGCGGAGGAGGAAGGAAGCACUUGCUAG